GACCUUGGGAGUAAAAUGGCUCACUGGUGGCUGCGUGGCGCCGUGCUCAGCAUCUCCGUAGCAGCUGCUUCCCUCCUCAGCCUUAAAAAUCUCCGGUUUCCGCGUGUCGGGCUUCUCUGCCUCCGCAGUCGGGAGCAGUCCGCCGAUGCAGCAGGGGGCGCUGCCGCGCAGCGGCGCGCAACCGGGGGAGGGCCGCUCUGGUGCCGAAAGGAGACUCUGUGGCAACUGGGGGGAGUUGGCGCCGGUAGUGAGAGGGCGGUGUGGGGGAGGUGGCGCUCUGGGCGGCGAUCGGCGGUGGAGGGGCGAGGCGGUGGCCGCUCUGGCCGGCCGACUCGUUGGUGCGGAGUCCCGGAAGCAGCGUUCUCCGAGGCCGGGCGCGGAAUGGCGGAGAGUCCGGCCGCCGAGGAGGCGGCUCCGGCCGCGGUGCUGGCGGCGACGGGCAGCGGCGGCGGCGGAGCCUCGGCCAGCUCGGGCGCCGGCGCGGGGAGCCCCGGCGUCUUCAUCCCCGCCGAACUGUGGGCGGCGGCGGGUUUCGGCUCUUCACCGGCGGCCGCCAGCGUCGCCCCGGGCAGCGGCGGAGCUCCCAUCGCAGCGGCCGCGGCGGCGGCCGCGGGGGCCGCGCUCCUCACGCAUUCCGCCUUCUGGGACCCCACGGUCAGCGGUGACUGGGACAGCGAGCGGCCCAGCUCGGCCUGCCUGCUGCGGAUCAAACGGGAUAUUAUGUCCAUUUACAAGGAACCGCCCCCGGGAAUGUUUGUUGUGCCUGAUCCCCAUGACAUGACCAAGAUUCAUGCAUUGAUCACAGGCCCAUUUGACACGCCUUAUGAAGGGGGUUUCUUCUUGUUCCUGUUUCGCUGUCCUCCAGAUUAUCCUAUCCACCCGCCAAGGGUCAAACUGAUGACAACGGGAAAUAACACAGUGAGGUUUAACCCCAACUUCUACCGCAAUGGGAAAGUCUGCCUGAGUAUUCUAGGCACUUGGACCGGGCCUGCAUGGAGCCCAGCACAGAGUAUCUCCUCAGUUCUCAUCUCCAUCCAGUCCCUGAUGACUGAGAACCCGUAUCACAAUGAACCCGGCUUUGAGCAGGAGAGGCACCCUGGGGACAGCAAGAACUAUAAUGAGUGUAUUCGGCAUGAGACCAUCCGAGUAGCAGUGUGUGACAUGCUGGAAGGAAAGUGUCCCUGUCCUGAGCCACUACGGGGUGUAAUGGAGAAAUCCUUCAUGGAAUACUACGACUUCUAUGAAGGGGUGUGCAAAGAGAGACUUUAUCUCCAAGGUCAGACGAUGCAGGAUCCUUUUGGAGAAAAACGAGGCCACUUUGACUAUCAGUCCCUAUUAGUCCGUUUGCAAGGAAUUCGGCAGAAGGUGCAAGAGAAACAUCAGCAGGAGAAUACAGAAAUAGACUCUGAGAGCAGCUCCUCUGAGACAGAGACAGACACUCAGGGUUGCUCCAAAGCUUAGAGCUGCGUUACGACGGAGAGGCCAAGCCGUGGGGAUGUUCUGUCUUCACACUAGAGUACCCCUGACAGACUCAACAACCAAACCAAUGCCAGAGUGGAGAAAACUGUGGGAUAUCUUCUGUCUCCUUCUACUGCUCUGGUGGGUAACGCUGAACGAGAAGACUUCAUGCUAGACAAAGCCAAGCUUGUGACAGGCUACUCUUACAAGGUACUUACUCUACUAGAAAUCCGGAGCAUGUGGCAUCAGGUUAUUAUUAUUUUUUUUUUUUUGAAAACAUCUACACUGGUUAUUUUUUUUUUUCUUCUUUUUUUUGUCUCCAUUUGAUUAAAGAAUGAGAUCUAGACUGCGCCUCCUCUUUACAGCUUUUCUGUUCCUAGCCAGUGAGCCCUUCCCUGGGGCCAUGCUGAAUACGGAGCUGUAGCUGUGGGAGCGCUUUGAUGAGUCUGGGGUAUGACAGGGCCCAGGCACUGUGUGCCUGGAUGAAACCUUUUUGUGCAGACUGGGAGAGAUGGAGCCUGUCUGCUCUGUGGAGCCCAUCUACCCGGUGUCUUUCUUCUAGACAGACCAAAGAUAAAGAGCAGUGGUGGAAUCUGGGCUCCUUUCUGAAAGCUUUACACAAGCCGUGGGUGACUUCAUCCACUGAGACUUCAGGCACAAAAGGGGAGGAGGAAAAGGCAAGAAUCCGUACAUUGAGUGCAGGUCUGUUCACCGUGGUGUUAUGGGGAAGGCGAGAAAAACCAUUGGUUCAGAGAUAGGGGAGCACUAAAAGAAAUAAGCCUAGUUCGUGUAACUCUUUAAGGUUUUGAUUUGAACUUAGGUAUUCUAGAAAUAUUUUAUUCUGGCUGCUCGGAACAGAGCUGUUUUGUUUCCUUAACUGAAGUACUUUUCGUGUCUCCGCUCGGUGUAAUAAAUAUUUCAUUUUCCUCCUGCCACCUCCCUCCCCGCUGCUACCUUCACUGCCCAGACCGAACCGCUAGAAUAAGGGGCAAUUCUAGCUCAGGAAGCCACUGUUUCUGGGUGGAGCUUUUCCAGAGGUGUACCCUUAGUUACUGACCGAAAUUCCUUUGCCAAACUUGGCCAAGUGCAAGCUAGAUGAGUGUUGCGAAGUUAACACUUGAGUACUUUUGAAUGUUUUCAAGGGCAGCUUUUUACUGUGAGCAAAAGCAAGCCUGGCAGAGAGGUGCGCGCUGGCUGCGAGUGCACUUACGUCAAAGAUGUAUUCAGUGCAGCUUGGGUGGAGGUGAAUAAAAGCUUCUCCAGGUGAAAGACCCCGGUGAUGAUUGAACCAGGAAUAUGUCUUGUUGGUAAGAGGCUUCAUUGACUUAUUUUUUUUUUUUUUUCAUGAGAACUCUUGAGAGAAACUGAGCACAAAGUUGCACGUUGGCCCGGGCUCUCUCCCUGUUUCCUUCAACGCUUUCCCCCCAGCACAGCCCUGCUGCAUAACACCCAGUGGUGGUGGGAGAAGGCUCAGUGCGGUCAUCCUUGUUCUCAAAGGAAAAGAAAAAAAAAAAAAAAAGCACAGGAGGAAAGGCCAGAAGACCCC
Messenger RNA from Numida meleagris (helmeted guineafowl), 3004 nucleotides. It is a transcript of the gene UBE2Z, whose product is annotated as ubiquitin conjugating enzyme E2 Z. Gene Ontology annotation, molecular function: cysteine-type endopeptidase inhibitor activity; ubiquitin conjugating enzyme activity. Lineage: Eukaryota; Metazoa; Chordata; Aves; Galliformes; Numididae. Gene Ontology annotation, biological process: negative regulation of apoptotic process. The transcript has 7 exons. Gene Ontology annotation, cellular component: nucleus. The coding region runs from base 16 to 1461 and encodes 481 amino acids. The record is from RefSeq and is a predicted model, not a curated record.